This is a messenger RNA of Chelmon rostratus (copperband butterflyfish), 9854 nucleotides long. It is a transcript of the gene usp43a, whose product is annotated as ubiquitin specific peptidase 43a. Lineage: Eukaryota; Metazoa; Chordata; Actinopteri; Chaetodontiformes; Chaetodontidae. Bases 514 to 4197 code for a protein of 1227 amino acids. The record is from RefSeq and is a predicted model, not a curated record. Gene Ontology annotation, biological process: protein deubiquitination. The transcript is spliced from 16 exons. Gene Ontology annotation, molecular function: cysteine-type deubiquitinase activity.
AGGAGGAUUUCCUGCUCAGUGUAUCAACCUUUCUAUCGGGAUAAACUGCAACAACAAAUCCAGGUUAAUGAAUUCGUCUCUGAUGGGCGGGCAUUAGGCGGGAUCCUCCACAUAGAAAGUUGUUCAUUGUAGCCCCACAGAGGGAGGGAGAGGGAGGAAUAGCGGUGGUGAGAGAGUCAAAGACCGCACGUUCCAGCGCUGAGAGCCAUCGACGAGGAAGCGUAACUGAAGCUGCGAUGUGGAGAGAGGGAAGCAACUCAUCUGUGUAGUUCCUGGAGAGAGCGACUCCCAUCAAAACGCACCGACUGGUGGCCGCAUCGUUCUGGGAAUCGCCGGGAUGUCAAGGGAAUAAUAUCAGUAAUCAUGUGCCUUAUUGGCACCGAGUCGGUGCCACCUCAGCGGUAAGCGGAGAGAAGGAAAGAGGAGGAGGAGGAGGAGGAGGAGGGGUAGACAGCCUGGCAGACAGGUGCGACUCCACAGCCUGUUUCAUUUUCUCGCGGUCCUAUUAGAGCCAUGGAUACCCGCAAGGAAAACAAGGUAAGAAAACCCAUGAAACCCAAAACGACGAAGCGAAAAGAGAAGAAAUACAAAGCCGGCAGGUUUGUCAGGAGGAAAUCGCUGCGAUCUUUUGGGAAUUUCAUGGGGAGGAUCCUUAAAACUUUGGGCACUUUGGCGCACUUUGGCGACGCGGAGCCGCCGGACGCGGAGGACGACGACGGCGGCUUCGGGCAGAGCGCGUCGGGGGGUUUCAAAGACGACUGCGCGCAGGUCUCCAGGGAGGGAGCCGUGAAGAAGAGCUCCACGGUGUCCUCCUCUCACGGCUCGGUGAAAGACAGGCUGUCGUGGUGCUACGGCGACAAGACCCCCGGGGUGCUGGGACUGAAGAACCACGGCAACACCUGUUUCAUGAACGCCGUGGUCCAGUGCCUCAGCAACACGGACCUGCUGGCCGAGUACCUCGGGCUGGAGCAGUACAAGUCGGACGUGUGUCGCGGGAGGCUGAACGGGGAGGUGAGGGGCGAGGAGCGGCAGGGCGCCCGGGGAGAGGUGACCGAGCAGCUGGCGUCGCUGGUUCGAGCCCUGUGGACGCUGGAGUACACGCCGCAGCUGUCUGGCGAGUUCAAGAGCAUCGUGGCCAAGUACGGCUCGCAGUUUCGGGGAAACUCGCAGCACGAUGCCCUCGAAUUCCUCCUCUGGCUGUUGGACCGAGUUCACGAAGAUGCUAAUUCAAGCCCCAACAACAGUAACAGCAGCAGCAGCAAGACCAAAGCCAACGCCAAGGGACCCGGUUCACUGGAGGACCCUUCCAGUCCCAGUUCAGCCAGCACACAGCAGGCUCGAGAUCGACACAGUUUUGUCCAGGAACACUUCCAGGCUCAGUACAGGUCUUCUCUGACGUGCCCUCAUUGCCUUAAGCAGAGCAACACCUUUGACCCAUUUUUAUGUAUCUCCCUGCCAAUCCCUCUACGACAAACCAGGUCGAUGUGUGUGACUCUGGUCUUCAGCACGAAGGGUCAGAGGUACCUGCGGGUGGGGUUGGCUGUACCGCUCUUCGGUUCGCUGUCCUGCCUGAGAGCCAUGGUGGCCGAGGAGGGCAACAUCUCCCCGGACCAGGUCAUCCUGUCAGAGUUGUACUCCACGGGUUUCCAGCGUUCCUUUUCAGAUGAUGACGACCUGACGGCUAUUGCUGACAGCGACGUCGUCUACGCCUUUCAGGCUCCUCCCCUCUAUAGUCAUGGAGGCUCCGCCGCACCGCACUCAGGGUAUCACCACAGCCUCCCCUCCUCCCCCUACACCUCCACGGCUGGACCUGACGGUCAGAGGUUACCUCCGUCUGGCACCCUCUCCUCUGAAUACCUGAACCAGGGCGGCUCCACGAAGGUCCUCCUCCUCAUCUGCAACACGGCGGGCUCUGGCCAGCAGGCUGUCAGGUUUGGACCUCCAUUUCUCAUGCGUGAGGACAGGAGCAUCUCCUGGGACCAGUUGCAGCAGAGCAUCCUGAGCAAGCUCUAUUAUCUGAUGCUGAAUGGAUCUCAGGCUCAGAAUGCUGGGGUGCUGUUCAAGAUCAGAGUGGUGGGCGGCGCUGCAGCCUACAGCUUCCUGUCCCCACAGGACAGCAGGCCGCUGUACCACCCUGCUGUUGACAGAGCUCUGAAGUUCUGUGGCCCCGGGGGGCCUCCCCAUGUGAAGCUGGUCAUUGAGUGGGAGCACAAGACUAAAGAAUGUCUGUUCGGCAGCAUCCAGGAGGAGGUGGUGAAGGAUGCGGAGAGUGUGAGGAACCAGCAGCAGCAGCACCUGCAGCAGCAUAGCUGUACCCUGGAUGAGUGCUUCCAGCUGUAUACCAAAGAGGAACAGCUUGCCCCAGACGAUGCCUGGAAGUGUCCCCACUGCAAGCAGCUUCAGCAGGGUAUGGUGAAGAUGAGCCUGUGGACUCUCCCUGACAUACUGAUCCUCCAUCUGAAGCGCUUCCGACAGGUAGGUGAGCGGAGGAACAAGCUGUCAACACUGGUGCGUUUCCCCCUGACUGGUUUGGACAUGGCCCCCCACGUAGUAAAGAGGAGCCAGAGCAUGAAGAACCUGAACUUAGCGGCCUGGACACCUUCCUGGAAGCAGCCCUCAGGCAAACACCACCAACCUGCAGACUUAAUCCUCCCCCACGACUAUCUGUAUGACCUCUACGCCGUGUGUAACCAUCAUGGUGGAAUGCAUGGAGGGCAUUAUACUGCUUACUGUCGGAACUCAGUGGACGGGCAGUGGUAUAGCUACGAUGACAGCAGCGUUGACCUCGUGCCAGAGGAAGAAGUAUGUACCAGAGGAGCCUACAUCCUUUUCUACCAGAGACGCAACACCAUUCCUCCAUGGUCAGCCAGCUGCUCAGUCAGAGGAUCCACAAGUUCAUCGAUGUCAGACCACUGGCUAAUCCGGCUGACAGGGGACAGUAAGAGAGGCAGCCUGGUCUCUCGAUCCUCCACCACCUGCCCAUCAUCCAUACCUGACUCACCUGAGUCUCCAGUCUUCCUUGACAAUGGUUCUAGAGAGGAAAAAGGGGGUUUUGAGAGCAGGCCAUUUAUCAGGGGUCUUCAGGGACGCAGUGUGAGCAUGAGAGCCCCCAGCAAGACCAAGGACACCUUGAGCAAAGUGCUUCCCCUGCGCUGGUCCUUUGGUUCAAAGGACAGACGGAAACCUGACCCAGUGCCUCCAUCUGUCCAAGAUCCUGCCCCUGUGGAGUUGGUACAAUACUUGGAAUCUGGCCGGCGGCCCCGGUGCACAAAGGAUCCAAUAGUGACAUUGAUGAGCGAACCACGCAGCACAAAAGAAGCUGAUGAGGGCCGGACUGCAACCAAUGUCCAAUCAUCCAGCGUUGGCAGCAUAAGUUGUGUAGGUAAGGCAGUAGAUGAGUCUCCACAGGUCCCGGAGGGCCAGAGGAGGCCCUCAGACAAGACAGCCAGCCUGAGACGCAGCAAGGGGAACCAGACAAGAGAUGAGAACACUGUGAAUGUCAGCAGUAGCUCGAGCAGUAACACCCUCACCAGGAGGAAGGAUGCCAAGAAGCAGAGCUCCUCCAAAGCUUCCCAGGACACUGAGACAAAAAGGAGUUCAGGUGCUGGUGUUCAGCCCAGCUACAGCACUCCUAGUCUCCAUGAUGGGACUCUAAGAAGACAAAAAGGGGACAGGGGUGAAAGGGAACAUCAGGGUACAUAUGAAGGAAACUCCAGUACCAAGAAAGGAGAAGUGCCAAAGAGCCAUGAGGGACUGCUGUCCUUCUUCAAAGGUAACUUUCUGAAGAAGGACUCAAGGAAGUCCAAGGAUGGCGACUCAGGCAAAGUAGGAGGUGAGGAAGGAGGCAGAAGGACCCUCUCUAGGUUGUCUCUGUCUAAUGGGGCAGCAGGAGGAGGAGCUGGGGUGGAAGGAGGCAAGUCUAAUGGCUCAGGCCAUCUGGGUGAUGAGCUGGCAAACGGGAAGGUGGGACGAACCACGGCUGACAUCAAACGCUCCCAGAGCUCCUCCAACAUCCCCACCAAAUCAGAGCAGAGCAUGCGAAGGACAGCAUCUUUGCAUCGCAACGGGAUGUCUACAACCCCAGCACCAUCGCGCAGCCUGACAGCAGACAAACCGUCUUAUGGCACCCUACAGCGGACUCGUUACAGCACAACCUCACUGGGGCGCAAAAGGACAGUGCCCGAAUCCAGCUUCUGACACAGAGAUAUUUACCACAUCCUCACAUACACACAAAGCCUUUUAUCUGGUAUAAAGUGAAUGACGUCCAAUCGCUGAGAUCAAAGCAAUAGAGUGGUACACACUGGUAUACCUUUUUAUUCCCAGACAAUUGGGGAGUUCAGAGACACGGAGCAAAUGAAGGGUCCUUCAAUGAUGGGAUAUGAAGAGCAAAAUGAAAUUAUGUGACCUGUCAGAGAGAGUUGAUUUUUAUUCAGUUUUUUAUGACUUAAAACAAGUGCCUGAGUAACGAAUAUGCAGUUUAGACCAAUGAGUGCAUCUGUUUAGCACUGGAAGCACGAAAUCGCUGACACACAUACACACACACACACACACACACACACACACACACGUACAAGGAUAAUAUCCACAUUUGUGUCUUAUUACUGUAGUGUGUGUUGGAAUUCAUUACUUUCGAAUUCUUAUGGUUAUUUGCUUAUAAUCAAGACACACUGAUUGUGUUCAUUCGUAAGAAUGUAAUGUGUCCACUUGAUUGACGUUGGUGCUUUGAGGCUGUAGUUUCAGAUUAACAUCAAUGCUUCAUCUUCAGUCCCUUGUUUGGUGUUUAUUUAAAUUACAGGAUGGCUUUAAAUGCAAAGCAGUGUUCUUAUGAAGCUUUGAUUUAUCCCCAUGUGAUCCAGGCUGCAGUUGUUGUUUAUUCCGAGUUAAACCUGUACUAGAAAUACCUUGACCUCUAACUGAACUCUAACUCGCUGGUAUACUGUAGAAUCACUGACCUGGGUUGCUUAAUCAUUAUUUGGCUAAAUAAUGAACCCCUACUAGGACCAUAGCGCUUUAUAGCUGAGCCUGACUAACCUCCCUUUGGCAUAAACAAAUUUAGAAAAUACAUUUGUCUGCUGUGAAGUGUAUUAUUAAUUAAUUAAUAUCCACCUUUAGAGAAUGUAUUAUACCUUUUAUAUAACCUUGCUCAAUCAAACUGAAUGCAUUCCUUUUUUUUCUACUGCUUUAGUGUAAUCACUUUUUUUCAUUAUGAUUGCAUAUGAUUUUGUGUGUUUUGUGUAACUGUCACACAGUUAAUUAAGUUCCAUUUAGCUGUGGGUUAUAUGUAGGUUAUAACCGCAAUUAGCACAGCAAGAAACUGUGUGUUUCUCUCCUGGCUCAAACUGCAGAAUGUAGCACUUGCUGUUCUAUUGAAGCUGUAGUUGUUGGAAAAAUUCUUGAAUGUGUGCAAAUAGUGGUGACUCGAGCAAAUUCUGGAAUUUUCACCAGAACCUGACAUUCAGUAAUGCUGUUUUUUGUUCUGUUUUGUUGUAACAGAUGCAAUAAUAUUGCAGCCUAAAAUUGACCAAAUUUGACCAAUUAUCAGAGUGAGAAAUAGCAAGGAGCAGGGUGUGUCAGUAUUUUAGGGCGGGGUUUUUCUUUUAAUUAUUCCUUACAUGAACAAUCUUACUGUGGAAGAUUUAAAAUGCCUUAAUUAAAACACAUCAAGAGAAGAAAUAAUAUGAAAUAAAGCACACAUGCUUAUACUUCCUUUUUUUUGCAUGCAUUUGCUAUGUGUUUACUGUAAGAUAACACAAACUAACACUGGUUAGCCGUCAAAUCUUACCAAGAAUUCUGCCCAGCGGAUCCCUCUGUUUGUUCUCCUACUUGCAGCACAAUUUAUCUCUUAAAAAUGCAGACUGUUAAUCAAAAAUGUAACAAAAUGUACUUUCAAUGGUAACAUCCCAUCAAGAAACUUUUAUAAUCUGAAAGACUGUCUGUCAUAGAUGCCAUUAGCUUUGUCAGUGACACUGAGCACCACCCAUUGGUCCCUACCCCCAGGCUGUGAUUGGACAGUUGAUUGUUUUUCAUUUCGGAAUGGACAGUUCGUUUUCUUCUUUCUUUCUUCCCUUCACCUCCUCAAGGAAACUAAUGAGUGCUUUGUGUAUAAUAUUUACAUGUCUAUGCUGCUCUCUGCUGCACAACACUUAAAUACAGAGCACCUCAAAGUGAAAAAUUACCAAAAAAACCACUGUAAGCUAAAAACUGUCUUUUUAGUAAAAGUUUUCAUUGAAUUAUGACAUGGUAAAUGCAAACAAAAAAGGAAAUGCUUAUAACAAUGCAUAUUGUAUUUCACUUUUUUUAUUAUUUGUUUAAUGUAGGCACUUUAAAUCUUCCACACUUAUUAGCCAGAAGUCAAAUUUGGCAGUUCCUUUGUGAAAUCGGCAUCAUGGAGGUCUUGCUGUGCACUUUUCACAUCUUAGGCAUUAUGAUAAGUCAUGAUGGUGUUUAUAUCCUGUGAGCUUUAUUUAUUGAAACAUGCAAUCAUAUUUACUGUCAUUUAGUAUAAUCUGUUAUUCUUGCUUAGUUGUACCAUGUUCCCUCUUUUCCCCCAAUAUGACCUUGCUUCACAUUUGCAUGGUUAGUUGUUCUCUUACACUUAUGGCCACUGUGCAGUUACCCUAAAAGUCCCUUACAUAUCUAAAGGAAUGCAUAAUUGUAUUCCCAGCCACAAAAUUGAAAUGGGUUCCUCCCUAUUCAUAACUCGAAUUCUGGUUGUACAAUAAGCCAGCUGGAUCACAUAAGUUGCUGCUGCAGCAAUGUCUAGAAGCUAUAUGUGCACAAACAUUUCCCACGAUGCCUUCUCAGGCUCUACACAUGUAUGGCCCUACGCUGAUAUUCUCACAGUGCUGAGGUUUCACUCGCAAAUACAGUAACACUACUGACUGACAUGGCAGUUAGAAAAAAAUCAGUCAUCCCUCAAACAUUUUACUGACAGGGUGGGUGUAAAAUGAACCUCACAAGCGCUACACCACCCUCAGAAAUAGCUGAGUGUAACUGAACAGUCAGCAUAUUGUGAUGGAAUAUUCACCCUGAUAAUCCAGCUUGUUAUUGAACUUGCAGAAUGUAAACAACGUUGCACGUCCAACACCUCUAGUAUAGUCUCCUCUCUGUAUGAAUAUACAGCUUCGCUUCGUCAUCUUCUAAGAUUUGCAGCCGUCAGCUUCAUGGACAGAAGCACUCAAUAAGUGCUAAUAAGGUUUAUAAUUCAGAUUUUGUAGCUCAAGAGCCUGUAAUGUACUUUCAAAGGAUGAUCAGUACUUGAUUUGCCGUAGAUAUAAUUUUUUGCAGUUAUCAAAUCUUUUUGAUCUGCUUUUCUGUGAAGUUCACUUGACUCUGAUUGGAGCUUUGCAUAGAUAUAUCAACCCACAUUCGAGACAGGAAUGACCUCUCGUGCUUAUCACAUCAGCUGAACCCUGUCAGGCCAUGCAAAGCUUGCUGCCAUGCCUCGCUACAUCACAUUGAUGAUACUAGACAAAAUGCUGAUGUUCAAACAGUAUCACUGUUGCAUCUCAAAAUAGACAAGCAUGUCCUUUCCGUCGGGCAGGAGCCUGUAAGGAUUCAAAUCAAAGCCAGUUCUCUAUGCAGGUCAUCAGGUUGUAUCCCACUGUGUCAUUGUUUUAAUUACACAGUAAACAAUUGAAUUCACAUUAAUUUCAUUAUUUAUGACAAGGGCACAAGCGUCUGUGUCUUAUGAACAAUGACGCCAUAGAGCACUUUGCUUUCAAGACUAUGACACAUUGCAUUUUUUUUUAAUUUCAGAGGUGAGGGUUUGGUAUCAUGUAGUGCAACCAUAUAUUUUUCUGUGUGUCAGGAAAUGUCUUGGAUAGACUCUCCUUUCCCUGCAAAAGCUUUACUGGCGUAGUUAUACUGUUAUUUUUUAGUAGCCAAUUCAGGGAAACUCAAUGUCCAAAUUUGGCACAAUGUAAAGAGUGGCCAGCAAAGAAAAAAUAGCAUGCUAGAUUUUAAAUCUUCACUGUAAAUGUUUGGAUUCCCUUUGCCUCUAACUUACAAAAUCCUUUAGCAACAGCCAUACAUUUUCUUAACAAGUUGCCUGAGAUUUCCCCAAAACUUGUCUUCACACAGAUAUCAUCAUUAUGUACCGGUCGUCCACUUUGCGGAGCAGGAUGAUUAUUUUUCGUAGAUAUCUGAUGUUUCUGUUUUCCUCCUCAUCUCCCAAGCCGAAACAUUUAGUUGCAGGCAUUGGUCACAGCUUUAUUUAAUGGCUCACUGGUAUGUUUGCAACCUGAUUUUUAAACUUUUAUUGCCAUUUUCCUUUUAGGGUGUUUUAUUUUUCUGGAUUUUUCUUUUUAUUUCUGCAGCUAAUUACGACAAAUAUUUGUGCAAGUGGCAGUUAAAUUACUGUAGCAGUAGACUGAGUAAGCUGACAGCCCAUUCAAGAACACACACCACACUUUUACUGGGACUUUCAGUAAGCUGUAAUUUUCUGAGCCUGUUUCAUAUGUCUAAGCAAUAAUAGUUGAAAGUCUUAUUCUUUAGUAUUGGUGUUUUGCAAGUUUGGACUCUGAACCGCUGUUAAACUUCUUGGGUGCGGUUUAAGUUGAAGAUUGAGGAAGUCUAGCACAGAUUUUUCUCUCCAAAUGAAAACUCAAGCCUCAAUACCCAGUUAAUCACAAAUUGAGACACUUUCUUUUCUCCUUGAAAUAACCAGAGGGAUCAGCAGUGGUUUUGUUUAGAGUGCAGCUGCUUUUUUAAACCUUAUAAAUGAAUCCACAAAUUCUGCCCAAAAAGGCUGAAAUUACUAUAAUCACACAGUUGUUGAAGGCAGAAUGAAUGGGAUUUGUUGUUUGCCUUCUGGAAACAAUGGCUCCUCUUGAAUACGUGCUGAACAAUGCAAAAUAAGAAGGGAGGGCAAAGACUCUGCAGACACAGACACCUGUAUCUGCAGAGUAGCUGCUACAGUGUAACUGGAGAUUUGUGCUAUUAGCAGCUUAGCUCCCCUGAACUAGCCGUGACAAAAUGACAGCUGCGACUUUAAAUUAAUUCAAAUUAAAUAUAUGCAAACAUUCAUGGCGACUCUAUAGUGUUGUCCAUACUCAGACUGUGAGCAGCACUCCCUCUUGAAUGCAUGGAAAAUCAUUACUCUUAUUGUACUGUCCAGAGCUGUUUUUGAUGGAAAAACUCAUCUUCUUCAACAUCAAUAAUCCCUUAUUCAGAAUGGAAACAUACAUGCUUUUACAAAUCAUUGUAGAUGCUGGCCAAAGCAAACCAUCUCCAUCUUUUCAGUACAUUUUCCUGAGUGCUACGUCUCGUAUAAAACACUGGUCAAAGACGGGUCAGCCGUUCAGAAGUAGCAGAUAAUCACUGAUAAAAGCAGUCGGGAAGAGUUUAUUUGUGAGAUCAAUGCCGUGUUAUAAUAGGACCGUGUUUUUUUGCAUGGCUCGAUCCAGUUGUGGCCACAUAUACACAAAGUUUACUCUGACAAACUGAGCACUGUUGUUGAGUGUUAACACAAUUUUUGUGAAAUAUGGGUUGAAGAUGUUUUUAUAUACAAUUUUUCUACAUUUUAUAUAUAUAUAUAUAAAAAAUCUGCAUAUUUGUGGAUACAUGCAGACAGAACUGUGUGUGUGAGAGAGAGAGAGAGACAGAGAGAGAGAGCGAAUAAACUAGCUCAUCGUUCCUGACAUUUGACCUGUGGGGUGUAGUGAUUUGGAAAUACGAUGCCAAGCUUUUCAACUGAACUCACAUGCAAUGUAUUCCAUGUUUUGCAUAAGGGUGUAACAAGUAUGCUUUCACUGUAAAACAACAGUUUCUGCCUGAACUGUCCUCUGUACAUGAUGGUAUAUUGUUUUUAUUUUUCAAUACAAUAAAUAAAAAGGUAUUAUUUAUGACUAUGA